This is a messenger RNA of Zymoseptoria tritici IPO323, 1536 nucleotides long. RefSeq lists its product as uncharacterized. The coding region runs from base 1 to 1536 and encodes 511 amino acids. The transcript is spliced from 2 exons. NCBI's taxonomy places the organism in Eukaryota, Fungi, Ascomycota, Dothideomycetes, Mycosphaerellales, Mycosphaerellaceae. The record is from RefSeq and is a predicted model, not a curated record.
AUGGAGUCCAAAGACAUUCCAGCAGGCUACCGCAACGAUUCAGCCUGGACCGCAAAUCGAGACAAAAGCAUCGAUGCUGGAGCAUUGGCCAGGAAGUAUGAAGCUGCGCGGCCGCAGGGUCUCCAAGACCACCCUCGGACAGCUUCUGAUGCGGUCCGAUACACCGAAGAUCGAUAUGCCAUACCAUACGGCGUCAAGCGAGCCGGCAAACAGCCAGUGGUGGAUUCCGGCCACGACGACCAGCUCCAUUCUACGAGUCAACGGAUUCUGUCCUCCCCCACCCAGAAGAUGCCCGCUGAACAAGUCUCGAGACACGUUCAAUCUCUGAGGAAUGUGAACCACUUGUCGCGAGAUCAUGUGGACAGCUAUCUCGCUAAUGGCGGUACGGAAGCAGAUCUGAUUCACAUCCCAAUUCCUGGAGCCAGUGCACCUGCCGCCACCCCCUUCUCGAACGAGACCACGCACGAAUUCUUUCCUCGAGCCGACAUCCCUUCGAUCAACGAGCCGCGGCCUUCAGUCGUACUCAAUGACACUUCAUUGUCUCCCAAGUCGACCUCUGGCUUGUCCUUCCGCAGCGAGCGUUGGCUCCAUACGGACGAACUCGUCAGCGAUGAGGCCAUCUCGCCGUUGACGCUCAAUUCUGCUCUUCCGAGUCCUGGUCUUGGUGCACAAGAGGCAGUCUCGACUGGCAAAGAUGACUCUGAGUCCAGCGACGAAGGAUACGUUUACGAAAUUGAAUUUGGUGAACCCACUACUUUUGAUGACCGCCUACUCGAACGAGAUCUCGACGCAACACAAGCUCUCCAAAGAUUCUCCUUUGUCCCUCUAGAGCACGAUACCCAACGCAAGUCUCCGCCGAGUGCCGCCCGUACACGAGCACUCUCCAUCUCCCUCGAGCCUAGCGGAAAGAUUGUCGAAGCAGAGGUCAUCAACAAGCACGUUGAGAAUCGCGUUCACACUUCACUCUACCAGAAGAUUCCAGCAGUGCAAGCUGUGCUACGCAGAGAUUCUGACACUUCUACUGCAUCUCAUGCGAGUUUUGGACACCCGCUGGACUGUGAGACCACAGCUGUCAACUCUCUCCUGGCAGCUGAAAAGGCUCUAGCAUCGAUCUCAAAUCCCGAACCGGCACCAAAUUCACAGCUCGUCCGAGCAACGAAGCUCUAUGACGAGCAAGAUCCACACGGAAAUCGAUACAAAGAUAAAUUUCGCCGACACAAAAAUCCUCGGCCCAAACCACCGGGAGAGCAAGUUCCAGACCACACUGAAAGGACAAAGAUAGCGGGACACAAAUCUAUUCGACGGAUACCAAGCAGAGAACAAGUCGCCGACUUCUCGUAUCCCGCACUGUCAUACCAGAGGCUCAACCCACGGCACGGCGAAAUCCAGACCUGCUGCGCAUUCUGCGAAAUGGAAAAAACCUCGACAGAACCCGGCUUCCUGUCCACAGUCGCCAACUACUGCAACCCCUGGUCACUUCCGCCCGAUGCCUCACCAUACACCGUCGCUAUUAAAAAGAAUCAAAGAGCUCCCUAG